AAAAAAAAAACAGGAAACGUUACAGAAACGAAAAGUUGGGGACGUUUUCAAGGCAAAGAUGGCUUGCUUUGAAAGCAAUAAGGGGAGUUUGGAGGAGGACAGCUAUGAGGGAGCGGUCGGCGGAGGGCUGUCCAGCUGCGCCUUGAUGAUGAAGAAGGAAGAAGAAUCCCUCCUCAGCCCUUCAGAGAGCCCCGGCACCUUCAUCAGCAGCUCCUCCAAUAGCCUCCAGGCUGCUGCCCCUCUUCAGGGCUACGACGUGGAGUUUGACCCACCCUUAGAGAGCAAAUACGAGUGCCCCAUCUGCCUCAUGGCCCUGAGGAAUGCCAUCCAAACGCGCUGUGGUCACCGUUUCUGCAAGAGCUGCAUCGAGAAGUCUAUUCGCGACACGGGACAGAGGUGCCCUGUGGACAACGAAAUGCUGUCAGAAGAUCAGCUUUUUCCUGAUAACUUUGCCAAAAGGGAGAUCCUAUCGCUAACUGUUCGCUGUCCAAACUCUGGCUGCGCCGAGAAAAUGGAGCUCCGACAUUUAGAGAUUCAUUUGGAGCAGUGUCAGUUCGCCACGGCGCCUUGCUCACAGUGCCAGCAGUCGGUGAGAAAGAGCCACCUAGAGGAGCACACAACUGUUGAGUGCCAGAGAAGACCUGUGUCGUGCCCAGAUUGUGUGGCGUCUUUUGUUUAUGAGGAGAGAGAGCUUCACGAGCAGCAGUGUCCCUUUGCCAGCGUGAAGUGCCAGUACUGUGAGAUGGAUCUCAUCAGAGACCAGAUGGAGUCUCACUGUGACACAGAUUGCCCAAAAGCACCCAUCGCCUGUAACUUUAGCAUCUUUGGAUGUAAAGAAAGGAUGCAGCGCCACAACCUGGCUCAGCACAUGCAGGAGUUCACUCAGAUGCACAUGCGCUACAUGGCGGAGUUUUUGCGCGGCCUCAGCCUCAACGGCACCACACCCAAGCCGCUGUGGCCGCUCGGACCUGCCGUUUCCGCCGAGGAUCAGGGCGCCGCUGCACCGGUAUCGGCCUGCGGCGGACCCAGAGGGCCCACGAGCUGCAGCAGCAACUGCACUCAGCCCAGCGAGGAGAUGCAGAGGCUCCGAGAGAUGGACGGACGGCUGGUGAAGCAGGACCACCAGCUGCGGGAGCUCAUCAUCCUAAAGGAAACACAGGCUGGCCAGCUUGCAGAGCUCAGGCGCAGGGUUUCCAUGCUGGAGGAGACGGUGAAGGAGCUGGAGGCCCAGCAGUGUCACGGCAUCUUCAUCUGGCGCCUCCGAGGCUUCUCUGCCCACCUGAGGAACCAAGAAGCGGGCCUCCCCGUGGUCGAGCACAGCCCCGGCUUCUACACCGGCCGCCCCGGCUACAAGCUGUGCCUCCGUUUGCACCUGCAGACCCCCAACGCCCCGCGCUGCUCCAACUACAUCUCCCUCUUCGUCCACACCAUGCAGGGGGCGUUCGACGGGCAGCUGACGUGGCCGUUUCAAGGGACCAUCCGGCUGGCCAUCCUGGACCAGGGCCCCGAGUGUCUGCAUCACAUGGAGGUGAUGGAGACGAAGCCGGACCUGCAGGCCUUCCAGAAACCCACCAACCAGCGCAACCCCAAAGGAUUCGGCUACGUCACCUUCAUGCACCUGCACCAGCUGAGUCAGAGGGCGUUCGUUAAAGACGACACGCUGCUCAUCCGCUGUGAGGUGACGCCGCGUUUUGACAGUACGGUUCACCGCGACGGGCCGACGGUGCAGCCUCGAGGACCCGAAGCGUCGCUUUCAAGGGACUAACGUCAAAGUCAUUUCUCUGGACGCCUCGUCACACGUACAGUCUUCUGGAGCUUCAGUUCAUUUUGGAGGAGGAAAACUGACUAAACCAUUUACUUUUUGGAAAUUGCAAUAGUAGUAUUUAUUUGUUUUCCAGACUUUUAAAUAUCAGUCAUUUUUUUAUUUUUGAUGUAAACAGCUUUGGAAAUAAUUAUUAGACCACUUUUUUUUUUUUGCACUUUUUGGUGACAUUAUUAAAUCGCCAUCUUGCAAUUCUCUUCUAUUCAGCAUAGCUGAUUAUUUAGUUUAUCUGUUGACUUUACAUAUGCAGCUCAUGCACAGAAUGUUCUAUCACAUUUUAAACAUUUUUAUUGUAUGUAUUGAAUUAUUUCAAGAUAUUUUUAUGUCUUGAUGAUCCUGCAAUUAGUUACCUGCUAGUAUAAAAUUCUAAAGAAAACAGCAGGUGGUCUAGUAAUCAUUUCCAAAGCAGCUCAAUGUUUUUAAUUUUUCCAAUCUAUGUACUCUCCCACACGGUACCAUCAAUCACCAAAGCCUCGUAUGUUCAAAAUAUGUAAAUAUUCAGUGUUUAAUCAGCUCAGCAGACUGAAAAUCACUACAAGAAUUUGCUCUCUUGUUGUGGUUGUUGGAGACAGCGUAGAAUGUCGUAAGGUACCCUGAGGAGUUUUUGUCCACUGGGGGCGCCGUGUAGCAACGUUUUAAAGAGCAGAUCGCAUUGUAUGCCAUUUUAUCUCAUCUUGUACAAGCAUGCACAAGGAGACGGAGACGUGGGGAUGUGCAGGAAUGGUAGCGUAGGUUGAAAGUGAAUUGCUUGAUGAUGCUGUAGACAUGCUGCUAAACAAGGCCGCUCAUUCCUCCAUAUGGCACUGCCAGAAAUGCAGCCUUGUUUAUUAGAUAUUGAUGAUCAGAAAACACGGCAACAUAGAAUGUCGCCAUUAUAGAUGCACCCACAAACAAAAUGACCUCGUGCUAAGCACAGGCAUGUGCAUGACCUAAAUAUGUAGUGGGCGGCAAGAAUUGAUGAAACACCCCCACAAUUUAAUCAAUUGUUUCUUGUAUCAUUUCUGAUGGAUAAGUCCUGAUAAGUCCACAGUGGUGGAUUUGUAGUAGGAUUUAAAUCAUGUGAUCGUCAACAGGCAGCUGAUGUAGUGUUCACUUGUUGUCAUGGUUACACUGACAUUGUGCCGCUACGUUGCAAUGAUACAGUAAUCUUUAAAAACAUCCAUGGAUCCAGACUAUAAGCCGCAUCACUGCCAAAAUAUAAUCAGGUGGUCCUUGUGUCAUUUCUGACCUUCACUGAAAAUUUCAUCCAAAUCCGUUUGUCCGCUUUUGAGUAAUGUUGCUGACAGACAGAUGUCGAUCGUUGCAUAACUCCGCCACUUUCCUUGGCAGCAUAAUUAUGUUAUUAAAUCACAAUUUAAGACCAUAUAAAGACCAGAUGGAACAAAAACCUGCGGAAAAGCUGUAAUUUUAGCAUUCCACUCCUGUGUGAGGAGUUUCCAUGUGCAAAAAACACGGAAGCCUGAAGAACCCGUUUUCCCUGCAGCAGAAUCAACUGAAGGUCCAUCAGAAGCGAUCGGACAUUCUUUGGUUUCGCUGUUUGACACUGGACUCAUGGAGGCAAACAACCUUCUAAUAUUACAGCAACAAGGUGAAGAAUGAGAUGAGAAGUUGAUUUAGAGUUUUUGGAACGUUUCAGUGCAUUCGUUGGGCGUCUUGUUGGGAAACACUGACUUACCAGUUUACUCAAAAACUCCCCAGGAUAUCUCUUCAGAAAGGUCAUUGUGAUGAAUAGAAUUAGUAAAAUUUUGUGUGCUGUUUCUACUCAGUGUUUCAUGCUUAACUACUUCUGACUGGAUUGCUCUUCAAGCAUCACUGUGGCUAAUGUAGCAAAAAAUAGUCUUGUAAACAUGGAGGACACUCUGCUUACCGGGUUUGAUUUUUACCAGAUAAAGACUCAUCACCGAGUUGCUGUUGAAACUUUUGUGCCUUUUAGACAAAUUCCUGCUAAAUGUGACCAAUAUUCUCAACAUAAAUGUCAUUGUCACUUGUCUGUACUUCUAAGCAAAAUGCUGCCUUUGUGUAAUUAAUAUGCUGUAUUUCUUAGUCUGAUUUUGCCAUUUGUCACAUUGGAUUGUUGUGAGGCCAUUUAAAGAGAUUUGAUUGUGUAAAGCAUGUCACACUGAAUGCAGUUAAAGGUAAUGACUGUAUGGAUCGUUGUUUUUAAUCACGUGAUCAUGAAAAAAAGGCUGAAAUUAAAGCUAAGAUCUUUUAAUCUCA
Molecule: messenger RNA, 4039 nt
Organism: Acanthochromis polyacanthus (spiny chromis)
Lineage: Eukaryota; Metazoa; Chordata; Actinopteri; Pomacentridae
Gene: traf6
Product: TNF receptor-associated factor 6
Exons: 8
Coding region: 59-1765 (568 amino acids)
Biological process (GO): tumor necrosis factor-mediated signaling pathway; interleukin-1-mediated signaling pathway; protein K63-linked ubiquitination
Cellular component (GO): plasma membrane signaling receptor complex
Molecular function (GO): ubiquitin protein ligase activity; zinc ion binding; tumor necrosis factor receptor binding
Source: RefSeq, a predicted model, not a curated record